Hyla sarda is the source of this 5652-nucleotide messenger RNA. RefSeq names its product synaptotagmin 17 (gene SYT17). Gene Ontology annotation, molecular function: syntaxin binding; clathrin binding; calcium-dependent phospholipid binding. The transcript is spliced from 8 exons. Gene Ontology annotation, cellular component: membrane. NCBI's taxonomy places the organism in Eukaryota, Metazoa, Chordata, Amphibia, Anura, Hylidae. Gene Ontology annotation, biological process: cellular response to calcium ion; regulation of calcium ion-dependent exocytosis; regulation of dopamine secretion. Bases 535 to 1797 code for a protein of 420 amino acids. The record is from RefSeq and is a predicted model, not a curated record.
GGACACUUGUAAUCAAUGCAACACAGUGUGUAAGUGACAGGGAGGAGGGAGCCUUUCCCAGAAGCUGGCUCAGCCACUGAAACUGUCCCCCCCAAAUAAAGCAGGGGACAUCUGAUGUGACAUGCAAGCCACAAGUAGGAGUAGCCUCCUGUCUCCUGAUGGGGAAGUGUCACCAUGAAGGAGAAGAGCCAUCCUGCUCUCUGAUCAUCAACUAAACAAGUCACGUCUUGUGUAUUUUUUUUUAUUUUUAUAUUUUUUUUUUUUUUGCUUUUAUUGAGAGGAAAAAAAGAGGGGAAAGAAGUAGGCCAUGUACAGGCAACCCUGGCACCUGAUGGCACUGUGAGUGAAGAUGGCAUAUAUACAGGACAGUUGGAGCCAAUAAAUGAGGGGUUCCUGUCCAAAAUUUCAGAUCUGCUGCUAUGCCGAUGGACGUGCAGAAACUGCUGUCAGAAGUGUUAUGAAUGUAGCUGCUGCCAGUCAAGUGAGGAUGAAGUGGAGAUCCUGGGGCCCUUUCCUGCUCAAACACCACCAUGGAUGAUAAAUAAUCGUAGUGAGGACAAGGAUGGAGAUUCAGACAAUGCGAGAAGUGAGCCUCCUUCUACUCCACAGGAGACAUCACCUGAUAGAAGACGAUCUUCUUCAGAUACAUCAAGAUCUACGUAUAGUCUAACAAGGCGCAUUUCAAGUGAGACUUCUGAAUUCUGUUUAGAGUCCAAAAGACCAAGUUCUCCAUUGAUUGACAUUAAACCAAUUGAGUUUGGUGCUUUAGGAGCAAAAAAGGAAAUUGUGCAACCAACUGUACUGAGGAAAACAUACACCCCCGAGGACUAUUUUAGGAAAUUUGAACCUCAUCUGUAUCCUGCCGAUUCUAGUAAUGAUGAUGUGGACUCAUUAACCGAUGAUGAAAUUUUGACCAAGUAUCAGUUAGGUAUGCUGCAUUUUAGUACUCAGUAUGAUCUACUUCACAACUAUCUAAUUGUCAGAGUAAUAGAGGCUAAAGACCUACCACCACCCAUAUCCUAUGAUGGUUCUAGACAAGACAUGGCCCAUUCAAACCCAUAUGUGAAGAUAUGUCUAUUGCCAGACCAGAAGAACUCUAAGCAAACCGGAGUCAAACGUAAGACUCAGAAUCCAGUAUUUGAGGAGAGGUAUACUUUUGAAAUUCCAUUUUUAGAAGCCCAAAGAAGAACAUUGCUCUUGACGGUGGUGGAUUUUGACAAGUUUUCACGACAUUGUGUUAUUGGGAAGGUCUCCAUGUCAUUGAAUGAGGUUGACCUUGUAAAAGGAGGACAUUGGUGGAAAGCUUUAAUACCAAGCUCUCAGAAUGAAGUCGAGCUGGGAGAGCUGCUUCUGUCUCUAAAUUACCUGCCAAGUGCUGGAAGAUUGAAUGUGGAUAUUAUCAGAGCAAAACAGCUUCUUCAGACUGAUAUGAGCCAAGGAUCUGAUCCAUUUGUGAAAAUCCAGUUGGUUCAUGGGUUGAAGUUAGUAAAAACCAAAAAGACAUCUUGCAUGAGAGGCACCAUAGAUCCUUUUUACAAUGAAUCCUUCAGCUUCAAGGUUCCUCAAGAAGAGCUUGACAAUGCCAGCUUGGUAUUUACAGUGUAUGGACACAACAUGAAAAGCAGCAACGACUUUAUUGGGAGGAUAGUGAUUGGUCAGUAUUCAUCGGGAUCCCCAGAAACCAACCACUGGCGUCGCAUGAAGAAUUCGCACAGGACAUCGGUGGAGCAGUGGCAUAGCCUGAGGUCCCGUGCAGAAUGUGACAGAGUAUCCCCGGCAUCAUUGGAGGUGACGUGAGAGCCAAAGGAAGCAGUCACACUGUGCUUACCUGCAAGGAACCAUGGGAUGGGAGCAAUUAUUCUGCUGCUUCGAACUAAACUGCAGCAUAUAGCCUAUGUGCCUCAGUAAAUAUUCAUGAUGCAAAUCAUUUGUUAAAUGUUGGUCUAAUCGGCUUGUCCGGACCAUGUCGCGCACUGCGCUGGCUAUUCUUAGGACUAUCAAGGCAUUGCCCACCCAUGACAAAGACAUAGACAUCUCUAUAUCAGAGGUCCAAAAAUUCAUCUAAGGACUCUUAGUGUUAAAAUGAGCUCAUGGGACGCUGCCAUUCACUCAACCCAUCGUAUUCCACUUAUAAGGAGAUAUUGGUAACUGUGGUCUUAUUUGUGAAUGUGGUAAAAACUCCUGAAAAACAACAACAAAAAUCUAAUGUAUGUGACGCCUAUAUGAAAUGCAGUUUCGUCCCUAUGUGUCGAAUUCUAUAUCUGUUGACGUGUGUGUGUGUGAGUAUGUUUGUGUAUUAACACAUAUCUAUAUUUAUAUAUUUGUUUAUACCGUGAAAAUACAAAUCCAUGUUUAUAUAUAUUGAUUUAAAUAGAUUAAUAUAACCAGAUACAUAUAUAAUUGUAAAAUAAAUCUAUAUAUUCUAACAAAGCAUAUGUCAUAAAAAAUAAAACAUCUUCAAGGAUACUGUAAUACUAAUAUAGCAUAUAUUUUACUUUGAAUUACACUGGCUACAGUGUCUACUAUGGUUUCCUGUCUUUUCAGUAUAUCUGCUUUUCCUACCUGGAAACCAUCAACAAAUAGUCUAUUCCCAUUAUAGACCUUUGUGUCUAGUCAGAAUAUGACAAAGAUGAUAGACUUUAUAUUCUGUGACCACUUAUCUCAUGUAGAAUGGGGUCAUCCAAAAUAAUGAAUAUAUGGUAUUUCAAAUUUAAAACCUGUCUUUACAGUGGGGCUGCUGCAGGAGAUGUAGGCAUUUCUCAUACAAUUGCCCAUACCUGUCCAUAAAUAGUGGGGGAAAAGGCCUUACUAUAUUGGUCAAAAGGAAGAAACAAAGUGCUUCAUAGUGAAGGAAUAUAUAUAUGUAGGUCGUGCUUUGGGAGCUGGAAUAUAACUCACCAGAUCGUGUUGUGCAAUCCUGAGGCAUAACUCUUAAUACACCACUCUCCACAAUUAGUUACUAUAGUGGUUGUAGUCUCAAGUAGCUGCCCCUCUUCCCGUGCCCACACGAUCGUGGGCAAAUUUAAAUGCAUAGGAGAAUGCACACCAGUACAAGAUUCUUUUUAGGGUAAAAGAGCGCUACCACAAACCAGGGAUGAAAAAAAAAAACAUGUGAAGGGCUUCAAGGUUUACUAUAAUAAUGUGAUGCAUUUCAGGGUCAUUCUGGCCCCUUCAUCAGACCAUAAGGUCUGAUGAAGGGGCCGGACCGGCCUGGAAAUGCGUCACAUGUUAUAAUAAACCUUUAAGCCUUUUAAACAUAUUUCUUCUUCACUAGUCUGUGGUAGAGCCAUUUUUACCUCCAAAAGAAUCUUGAACUGGUGUACAUUUCUGUAUUAGCGUCCUAAUUUACCAUUGCUUUGAAAUGUGUGUUGUGCUGGGAAGAGAAACAACCCACUAAGAACUAAGAAAUGAGGAGGCUUGUUUACCAAAAUUUGCCAAAAAUACUGUACAUGGUGUGCACCACAUUACUAGGAUUUAUUUACUAAAGUGCAGACCAAAAAAACUAAACCCUCCAUUUUACAAGGAAAAAAAUAUGUAAAAUGUGGUGGAUUUGAGCUGAGAAACACCUGACAGAUCAGAACAGUUGUAAGAAUGGCAAAAUAGGCAAAAUACUGGUGGGUGGUGUAAGGGAGUGUGCGUAACGUGCUAAGAAAGUUGCACCAAAAGAUAAUACCACGCAGGGUAUCAAGGUUAGUAGCAGUGUGUGAAAUACACCUUACAAUUUUAGUCAAUUUGCACUUUUAUUGCUGACUAAAUUCAUGUAUCCCACAACAAUACUCUACUAUGUCCCAAUGUCUACACCAAAGAGUCCCAACCAGGGUGCUUCCAGCUGUUGCAAAACUACAACUCCUAGCAUGCCCAACAGCCUUUAGCACCCUGGUUGGUAGACAAUGGUCCAGACAGGCAGAUACUGACUGUCAUAUUCACAAAGAAGAAGUAUAUCUUAACUUAAAGAGGUACUCCAUUGCUCAGCGUUUGGAACAAACUGUUCCGAACGCUGGAAACGGGAGCUUGUGACAUCAUAGUCCUGCCCCCUCAUAACAUCACGCCCCGCCCCCUCAAUGCAAGUGUAUGGGAGGGGGCGUGACAGUUGUUGUCACGGCUAUGACGUCACGAGCUCCCGGCUCCAGCGUUGGGAACAGUUUGUUCCAAACCCUGAGCAGCGGAGUACCCCUUUAAGAUGCACACUUGUUCCUCUUAUACUGCAACAUGAUACUCUAGUAUACCUAUGUUAUCCUCCUAGACAACCCCUUUAAGGCGGAGCUUCCCUUUAAAGAGGAUAGAGAUUAAAAUUCUAAUACUUGUGCUUGGCAUUGCAGCAAAUAUGACUAUUUUACAAUAUGCCUUUCCAUAGCAGUCUCUAAGCACUGUUAAAUACUGAACUGUAUAUUUCAUAAAAAAAAAAAUGUAGUCUAAGAAUGUAUAUUUAUGAAAAAUAAAUAUAUGUUUAUUUGUGCCAUCAAUAUCUUGUACAGUAUGUGGACUUUACCGGGAAGAUGUGUGAAAUAUGUCGAUAUAAAAUAUAAAUUAUAAUGCAAUAUUGCAAUCGCUUAUUUUAAUGGUCUUAGAUGGUGAUAUGUUGUGUAUUAUGUUUUUGUUAAUAAAUAAUAAGACCUUGGCACUUUAGAUACAGGUAAUUAUAAGAGCAGGGGCAAAGUUUGAGGGGGCUGUGCUUUUUUCUUUUUUCUUUACACAACCCCUUUAAAGGGCCAUAGUCUAUAAACUUUCUACAGGUAGUCUGCAUAGCUGUAGCAGAGUUACCAGUCAAGGAACAGAAAAACUGAGCUAAUUUCUUUUAGAAACAGCUUCCAUUCUGUCUCCAGGUUGUGUGUGGUUCCAUUGAAGUGAAUGGAACCAAGUUGUAAUACCACACCCAACCUGGGGACAGACAUAGAGCUGUUUUUGAAAGAAAUCCGUUUUUCUAUUUCUGGAUAACCCCUUUAAUGCUCUACAUCCGUUAACUCUGCUACAUUGGUAUUCAUUAUUUUACCUACAGAUGUAGUAGAAUUAAAUGGGCACUGUAAGAAUCAACUUUAUCAAACAUCAUUUAUGUUUUACAUCUUGACAAAACAUUACCCUUUCUAAUAUAUUGCAUAAAAAAUGUAAUCUCCUUUUUUAUAGAAACCACUGCUUAUAAAAAAAAAAAGACCACUAUGGGUCCCCAUACUAUCCAGAACAUAAUCUUGUCCAUCUUUAGCAUUAUAUUUGGCCCAGGCUGGGACAAAAUCCAGAAAGUGAGGACAGGGCUAUAACUCCUUUGUGCUCAUGCCUGUCCUGUCUAUCAGACUUCUGUCUGAAAACAGAGAGGAGGAGGUUACAGAGCAGACUGCAGUGAUUGGAUAAAGAGACCCAACACAGCACAGGAAGGAAGUGAACACAUGGUGAGUGAGGGCAGGCUCAGUGCUGCCUCGGACACAUCCCUUCCUGAGCAGGGAAUGUCAGAAUGAGUGAGCAGCAGAACGGAGGGAAGUUUGAGCCAUAUACAGAGGUGAGGCACAUAAAUAAGACAUGUAAAGCAUCUGCAUGACUUAGUGAGCAUCAAAUCUAAGCAUUAUUUUUUGCUGAUAUAUGACAGGUUGAUGUAGUUUAAAGGGGUACUCCUCUGGAAAAAACAUUUUUUUAAAUCAACUGGUGCCAGAAAGUUAAUCAGAU